This is a messenger RNA of Rhizophagus irregularis DAOM 181602=DAOM 197198, 373 nucleotides long. The record is from RefSeq and is a predicted model, not a curated record. NCBI's taxonomy places the organism in Eukaryota, Fungi, Glomeromycota, Glomeromycetes, Glomerales, Glomeraceae.
AAAAGAAAACAUUUCGGCCGUCUCAAAGAUAAUAAUGUUGUACCUCUUCCUUUUUUAUUUGUUCCCCUAUUUAAACAACGGGUAUGAUCCAAUCAAUUUUUCACGUUUUUUUCUUUUUUAAAAUCAGCCCAUGUAUAUUUUUUUAUCGUUUCACGAAAAAAAAAUUUUUAUGUAUUGUCACGUUACUUUUUUUGAAAUUUUUGAUUUCUUAUUAUCCAAUUAUAGUAAUAUUAUAUAGCAUUACAGAAUUAGGAUUGUGUGGCUUUUGUGGGAUUUGUGGGAUUUAUGGCAUUAAAAUUAUAGUUGUGUAUCAUCCAAUUAUAGUAAUAUUAUAUAGCAUUAGAAUAUAGAAUUAGGAUUUGUGGGAUUUGUG